Molecule: messenger RNA, 1897 nt
Organism: Apis laboriosa (Himalayan honeybee)
Lineage: Eukaryota; Metazoa; Arthropoda; Insecta; Hymenoptera; Apidae
Product: homeobox protein OTX2-like
Exons: 4
Coding region: 300-1400 (366 amino acids)
Biological process (GO): regulation of transcription by RNA polymerase II
Cellular component (GO): nucleus
Molecular function (GO): RNA polymerase II cis-regulatory region sequence-specific DNA binding; DNA-binding transcription factor activity, RNA polymerase II-specific
Source: RefSeq, a predicted model, not a curated record
UAUCACGGACGGAUAUCCGGCGAGGAGGGAAAGAACGGCACAUCGAGGGUUGGGAAGGAGUUGGAAAGGUGGAGGAUUACGAAGGUUACAGUUGCGCGCGAAACGGCAACGUGUCGGUAUCACAGGAGCCGACGACGAAGGUGUCGGAGAGCAGCGCGAAGUUAUCUUCGCAGCCGAGCCAGAACAAUCAUCGGGAGGAGAACAGCUGGUGGGCGGCGGAGGAGGGCGGGGGUCAAGAGAUAAGGGAGCGCGAUAAGGGUGCAGCGGUGGCGGGUGAGCUGGCUUGCCUCGCGGGUUACAUGGCGGGGUACUUGAAGGCGGCGGGCGCCACUUGCGCCCCGACCGGUAGUCCUCAGUACCAUCCCCACAGUCAUCCGGCGAUGGGGGUUGGUACUCAUCCACAUCCGCACUCUCACCCGCACCCGGGCGCGCCGCAUCCUGGCCUGCCUUCGCCCUUCGCCCUCGCCACUCACGGCCAUCCUCACCCUCAUCCCUUGGAGCACGGCCUCGCUGCGUUUCCCCAAGGGAUGAACCAGCGGAAACAGCGCAGAGAGAGAACAACGUUCACCAGAGCGCAAUUAGACGUGUUGGAAGGACUGUUUACGAAAACUAGGUACCCGGACAUCUUCAUGCGAGAAGAAGUUGCAUUGAAAAUUAAUCUGCCGGAAUCACGAGUUCAGGUCUGGUUCAAGAAUCGGCGGGCGAAGUGCAGGCAACAGUUGCAGCAGCAGCAGCAGCAACAGCAGCAGCAGCAACAGCAGCAAGCCUCGCCCUCGAAAGGGUCGCCAAGGUCGAGCCAGGCGCAGAGCAACUCGAGCAACGGCAACAAGAUGUCGACGAGCUCGACCGCGACGCCGAGCAGACGUUCCUCGCCCGUCUCUCCGCCACGGGGCAAAGAGGCGCCCGGGCCCAACUCGCCACUCUUGUCGACGACAUCCACCUAUCCGCGGUUGGGUGUAACGCCGACAGGCGGUAGCGGGGCAAACAGCGCCCUCACCACCCCGUCUCCUCCUUUGACUCCGGGCUCUAGCCAGUUACCGCCGUCUUCUUACCCCCCACCGAUGAACCAAAUUCAUCACGGCGAGUAUGGUUUCACUUGGAGUUCAGCGUCACCGGGCUCGGUGAACCCGAGCCAAUGUUACGCCGGGCAGACUUACAAUGCCUACCAGAACCCGUACACAAGCGGCGAUUAUUAUCAGACCCAGAUCUCUCACAUGCAUCACAGCCCCCAGGGAAAUUAUCACCAUCCCCAGUACCACCACAACAUGGCGCUCACCUCCUCCAUGUCCCACUUGACCAGCCACCAUUUGAACGCGUCCGGCCCCAACGACAUGACCGCCUCACCGUCCGACUCUGACGGUUACAUACUGCCCGAUCAAAAGUAUCAGGCGAUGGUAUAGCGGUCCAGUAGUGGUAGUAGUGGUAGUAGGUCGACGGGAAUCUUCAAUCGCGCGCAAGAGACAGCGCUCGGAUCGUACAAUUGGCGUCUCAACUCGACGGCGAAUUGCUCCGAGAUCAAUGGUAAUAUCGAUUCCGAUGAUAACAAUUGAAAUGAAAUCGAACGAAAGAACGAACGUACGAAUGGAUCCUCGAUCUCGUCUUUCUUCUCCUUUCUUCUCCUUUUACCUCGCUUUUUUUUCUUUUUUGUUUCUGAGAGAAUUUUCGCGCCAAUUUUCGCGCCCGGAUAUAUCGUCAUACAUAUACAUGUGCAUCGUAUGCUUCAGAGAGGACUUCCAACCAUGAUAUUGCAAUUUGUGUAGUGAUUGCAUUGAAUAGAAUGUAAUUUUUUUUUUGUGGAAAUUUAUUGCUCCUAUAACGAUAAGAGAAUUGAAGGAAAUAAUAUGAAAGAUGGGAUUCAUUUCAAAAUGAUUCGUGGAAAUGAAAUUUUUGCGGCCAA